Molecule: messenger RNA, 539 nt
Organism: Phalacrocorax carbo (great cormorant)
Lineage: Eukaryota; Metazoa; Chordata; Aves; Suliformes; Phalacrocoracidae
Source: RefSeq, a predicted model, not a curated record
CCCACUCUCCAUCCUCAGACAGCACUCAGGAACCUGCCAGUGCAGCCGGACCUUCCUCACACCCUCACCAUGAAGGGCCCCCUCCUCGGAGGCAUGUUCUCCCGGCAUGUCAAGCGGCACCCCGGACUCAUUCCCCUCAUUGGCUUCAUCAGUGUCGGCCUGGGCAGUGCUGUCCUGUACUUAAUGAGGCUGGCGCUGUACAGCCCGGACGUCAGCUGGGAUCGAAAAAAUAAUCCUGAGCCCUGGAAUAAGCUGAGCCCCACGGACCAGUAUAAAUUUCUGGCAGUUUCCACUGACUACAAGAGCCUGAAGAAGGAUCGUCCCAGUUUUUGAGCUACCCCAGGGAUGGACUUCUGCACUGGGGCAGGGGAGAGCAUGCCCAUCCCCCAGCAGCACCACCACAGCCCCCACCAGCCCUUCCAGCUCUUGCCUGCCCCACAGCUCUUUGAUGAGUCACCACACACACAGGCCUGACUGCUUCCUCAGCACCCCCAAAACAUGGAGUUGUACCCCCCGCAAUAAACUAUAUCACUCCAGGA